GAUGAUGAAUGAAACGGGGCUUCGCAGGAUCCUCCCUGAACAGUAUUCAGGGAGUGGGCACACUUCUGGCACCUCACGCCACCCAAGCAUCAUCGACCCCAUCCUGUCAAAGCGGGUCUGCUUCUACAAAAGUGGCGACCCUCAGUUCAACGGUCUGCGGCUGGUCAUCAACAACCGCACCUUUAAGACCUUUGACGCCCUCCUGGACAGCCUCUCUAAGAAGGUUCCCCUGCCGUUCGGGGUGAGGAACAUCACGACUCCUCGGGGAGUUCAUGCAAUCAACACUUUGGAUGAACUCGAGGAUGGAAAAUCCUACAUCUGCUCUGACAGCCGUAAGGUAAAACCUAUCAAUUUGGCCCUGGCCAGGAAGAAGCUGCCACCUUGGUACCAUGCCAGACCUGCUAGUACACGUCGGCGGACUGUGCAGCAGGCCAGGUUCUUCCCAGGUCGGAGUCUCCAUAAGCAGGAGCAGACGCUUGUGCGAACCCCAAAGAGGCUGCUGGUGUUUUGCAAUGGAGACCCCACUGUUAAACACACGGUGGUGCUUAACAACAAGACCACACGGAGCUAUGAGGCAAUUCUGGAAUAUAUCUCAGCACUGAUGCAGUUCCAUGUGGUGAAACUACACACUCCUGAUGGCAGACGUGUUGAUGGUCUUCCAGGCUUGAUAUUGUGCUCUGGAACUGUGGUGGCUGUAGGCAGGGAGCCUUUUAGACCCGCAAUCUACUCCGAACAGAAAUCACCGGCUCCAAAAUGGCUGCACACCAAGCCAAUGGCUGACAGAAGACAAAAGGCUUUGAACUUUAAAAAGAAGUCUCUACCAUAUUCUUCAAAGUCAAGGAAUUUCUCCCCAUCAUCAGAGCGGUACAUCGUUCAUCAGAUUCAUAACAGAAUCACAGAGAGUUCGUGUGAAAUACCCAGCAAUCCCACUAACUCAGUCGAGUUUGAGUCCAGUCGUAUACUGGAGUCAGUAUCGGAGACGGAAGAAGACAUCUGCCUCGGCGAUGGAGCUGACGGACAGAUCUGCUCGCUGCCCAGCGAGGACGACAUUGAAAAGUCCUUUCGGGUGAAUCAAGAUGGAAGCAUGACAGUGGAGAUGAAGGUGCGGCUGACAAUUAAAGAAGAGGAAACUGUCCACUGGACGACCACCCUGUCACGCUCCAGCGUAGCCAACCAGCUUAAUGCAGCCUGUUUACCGGAGCCUGAGGCAGAGCAGGAGAUCUGCUCACUGAAAUCCACCUCACUGGAUUUACAAAGUCCUACUUCUUCCAUCGACACUAUCAACAAAGACAAAUCUAAGGACAACGAUGAUGAGGAUCCACCAUCGCCAAGCAACGGAGCUUUCAGUGAGAGUGGUACUGAAGAGGAUGAGAUCAAAAGUCACACCGAUGUGGCGUCCCCCACAAGAAAUCCUACCCCAGGACACAAACAAAUUAGCACAAAGCAAGCCUCUGUGGAGAGCAUCAAAUCGGUGACGGCAGGUGAGAUUCAGGAGGGAAUGAUUGGCUCUUACUCCUACAUAGAACAGACAGAAAAUAGAACCAUGACAGAGCAAUACUGCAUGAUCAAACAGAGCAGCACCAGACCAGUACCCAAACCUAGAAGACUUGGCUCUGUGGACACCAACAGCAGAAAUGUCUCUGCAUUCAAAUCAGCAGGAAUAAUGCAGAUUGAUUCCAGUGGAGAGGAGGUCACUGAAACUGUCUUACACAUAUAUGAACAACAGACUUGCCAGGACAAUUUCCUUGCAAAUGUUUGCACACACAGUGUGUCUGCUUCUGGGAUUACUUUCAGUAGACCGGCGACUGCUGAAACAGGACAUCUUUCCUCGAGUAACGAAUUUGAACCUGAGCUCUGGAGACCCUCAACUGCCUCUGAGUCCAUUAAUAUCUGGAGGGCUGAGAGUGUGAAAUCAGAUUUAAACUUGCCAUCAUUGAAGACUGCUGCAGUUGAAGCUGCGAAUAAACAGCAACAAUUCCAAAAGUCCACAAAAAGCCAAAUCAAGCCCCAAGAAAAGAGGGUAUCCCCAAAACCCAAGGUGAUCAACAAAGAUGUUCGGCGGCUUCUGACACCAGGGAAUAGACAAAAAGAGAAUUCGACAGGAGCAGUAGAGUCACGGAAGAAAGUAAGGACGCCUCCAACUUUCUCCAGUGUUGGGUUUAUUAAGAGGAUUUACGGAAAUAAAUUUAAAUCAGCAAAAACUAUGAAAAGGCUAAAAAAGAGGCAGGCACAAAACAGGGAUUGUGGCUAA
This is a messenger RNA of Acanthochromis polyacanthus (spiny chromis), 2251 nucleotides long. RefSeq names its product RP1 axonemal microtubule associated. Bases 2 to 2251 code for a protein of 749 amino acids. The record is from RefSeq and is a predicted model, not a curated record. Gene Ontology annotation, cellular component: axoneme. The transcript has 4 exons. Gene Ontology annotation, biological process: axoneme assembly; retina development in camera-type eye; intracellular signal transduction. NCBI's taxonomy places the organism in Eukaryota, Metazoa, Chordata, Actinopteri, Pomacentridae.